This is a messenger RNA of Polypterus senegalus (gray bichir), 3724 nucleotides long. RefSeq names its product ribosomal modification protein rimK-like family member A (gene rimkla). The transcript has 5 exons. Lineage: Eukaryota; Metazoa; Chordata; Cladistia; Polypteriformes; Polypteridae. The record is from RefSeq and is a predicted model, not a curated record. Gene Ontology annotation, cellular component: cytoplasm. The coding region runs from base 530 to 1732 and encodes 400 amino acids. Gene Ontology annotation, molecular function: ATP binding; ligase activity, forming carbon-nitrogen bonds; metal ion binding. Gene Ontology annotation, biological process: protein modification process.
GACCAUCGCGCGCUCUUUAGCAGGCGCUCAUUGGCCAAAAUCCUAGUAACCAGAGCGCGUGCUGGAAAGAAAACCGCAGGGUCGAAGUCAAUGAGCAUCAAUCCAGCACUGGCGUCUGUGGAAAGCUCAUUUGUGUUAUAGUGAAACUGCAGAGAGAGACACGCGCGGUCCCGGGGCUGAAGGUUUCAUUCAUUUUUUUUUAGUAUUAUCUUUGGAAAGAGCCCCCGUGUGCAGCCUGCCUUCUUGGAGCUGCGUGUCCACGAAAAGUCUGCGUUCCGGAUGAAUUCCUAGGCGACUAAUUCCACCCUGCGGUGGGGCAGCAAGUUUAGAGCUGCGGGGAAAGCCACUCGUCCGGACCUGCGUCACGACCAAGGCUCGAGACCAAGCGGGAUCCCGGCGCUCUCGCGUGGCUCUGCCUCCUCCGACUCUCAUUGUUCGGUGCCCGAUCCCGGAUCCCGCGCUCUCCGCCUUUCUCUCGCCUUUCUGCUGACACUGGCAAGCAGUAAAGGACACUGAGCCGCCAGCGACCAUGUGCUCCCGGGUGUGGUUUGUUACCGACCGGCGCAUCAGUGAGGAUUACCCCCAAGUGCAGAUCCUGCGGGCACUGAGGCAGCGCUGCUUGGAAGACGAUGUAGACUUCAGGGCGGUGCGCAUGGACCAGAUCGUCCUCACCAUCACCGACGGCCAGUUGGGUUUGCGAGUCGACCAGGAAGUGGUGACUUCAUACCCACAGGUGGUGGUCAUGCGUGUGCCCACCCCAUGGGUUCAGUCAGACAGUGACAUCACAGUCUUGCGCCACUUUGAGAAAAUGGGCUGCCGACUAGUCAAUCGCUCUCAGGCUAUUCUCAAUUGUGUUAACAAGUUCUGGACCUUUCAGGAGCUGGCUGGCCAUGGUGUGCCCCUGCCAGACACAUUUUCUUACGGAGGUCACGAAGACUUUGCCAAGAUGAUUGAUGAAGCAGAGCCUCUUGGAUAUCCUGUUGUUGUGAAAAACACUCGGGGUCACAGAGGCAAGGCUGUGUUCCUGGCUCGUGAUAAACACCACCUUUCUGAUAUCUCCCACCUGAUUCGCCAUGAGGCCCCCUACCUGUUCCAGAAGUAUGUGAAGGAAUCACAUGGGAAGGACAUUCGCGUGGUGGUGGUGGGUGGCCGGGUCAUUGGCUCCAUGCUGCGCUGCUCAACAGAUGGCAGAAUGCAGAGCAACUGCUCUCUAGGUGGCAUUGGGGUGAUGUGCCCUCUAAGCGAGCAAGGCAAGCAGCUGGCAGUGCAGGUGUCCAACAUCCUGGGCAUGGACGUGUGCGGCAUCGACUUGCUGAUGAUGGAGGACGGUUCUUUUGUCGUGUGCGAGGCCAACUCUAAUGUGGGCUUCACUGCCUUUGACCAAGCCUGUGGCCUCGAUGUGGGUGGCAUCAUCGCCGACUUUGCCCUGUCACUCCUGCCGAGCCGGCUCACCCGGAAGAUGUCUUUGUUGUCUGUGGUGUCCAGUGCCAGUGAAACCAGCAGUGAGCCUGAGGUGUGCCCGCCAGCUAGUGCCAUCCCCGAGACUGUUUACACAAUGAGUGUGGGCUCUACGUCAAGCGAGAGCGAUCCCGAGCUGGCUGAGCUCCGUGAAAGCAGUGGAAGCGGGGGCAGCACCGUAAUGCCCCGCUCUCUCCUUCACCCUCCACUGUCUGACGCCACCUAUAACAUGAACAGCAUCAUAGCCAGCGAGAUAAAACUAUUGACUGAGUGAGACUCUUGCAAUUGGCAGGCUGCUUCCCUGGUUUAAAGCUGUGGAUAAAAAGGUUUGGGGGCGGGAGGGCACGUGUAGAGCGAGCUUCCAUUCAUCUUGUACCAAGUCCCUCAGCCUACGUGUGCUGAGACCCUCCCAUAGACCAGCUGGUGGCCGGCAGCCUGACUAAGUCAAGUCAAGCAUGUCACUCUGUACAGACUUUGCUUGGCGUUAUGCUCCUGGUUUAUUUUACUUCUUCAUUACUUCACCAAGAACACGGGUAACUGUGAGGCAGAGGGCGGGUGCAGCUUUAUAACCAAGCGAGAUCGAGGGGAUGCUUUUGUAUUAGCACGUCAGCUAUAGGGUGCACUGCUGUUCCAGCACACAAAAUAGGUGGGCACACUGCUGAACCAGCAUGCAAAUUGGAGGUUAUGUUGCCAUAUCAGCAUGUGAGAGUCAGGAAGCAUUGCUGUGCCAGUUUGUGAGGCUGACAGCAUGCUGCCAUACUAACAGAGAAGUCUGUGGAUGCGCUGCUUUGCCAACAGGUUAAGGCAGGGGUCUCACUACAAGCAUGUGAAGCACACUGCAAUACCAGCACGUGUGGUCAGAAGACCAGAAAGUAAAAGUGAGCAUGCAUUACCGUACCAGCAUGUCGGGUAGGGGGGCACACGGCUAUGCAGACAAAAACAACAGUUAACCCAGAGGGCACUUCUAUGCAAGCAUGUUUUUAAUGGUUGUGAUACCAGUAAGUGGGUGCUCUUUUGUGCUUGUAUGUAUGGUGGAGGGCAAAACUUGAGGUACAGGUUACUCAUCUAUACCAGCAAGUGGGGUAGACGAUGCACCGUGUCAUUUACUAUCCAUACAAGCAGCAAAUAUGGACAGCCUAGUGUACCCUGUGAUGCACUGGUACCCUGUCCAGAUUGUUCCUGGGAUAGAUGCCAGCUACCCUAGUUAAGCGGGUUAGGAAAAUGGAUGAAUAGAUGGAAUGGCACUGUAUUAACAAGGAAGACAGCUAGUGAACUGAUACACCAAUGCAAUGGCAGAUUAGGUCCUGCUAAAUAAAGUGAUGAUGAGGGUCUGUUACUAUACCAGCACAUAAAGAAGAGGGCAUGGUCAGCAGUGGGCACUCAGUAGUAUUAGCGUGCACACUACUGUAACAUUAAUGGCGUGCUGUCUCCCAGACCUGUGAUGGCGAGAGCACACUACAGUAGGCGUCGAGCUGUCACUGCUGGACACCUUUACAUUCAGCAGUGUGACUUUACCGCAUGGAGAUAAUAAAGUCGUUGCUGAGGCAGGGUGGUGUGCCCUCAGAGAAGCCCAAUUAUCCAAUGAUCCUGCCAUAUGGAUUGACACUCGGAGUGUGAUCAGUCUAGUCUUGACAAUAGGCUGCAUGGUGGUGCGGCGAGGGGUCCGCACUGCUGCUACUGUUUCUUCAAGGCUCCAAACACCAUCCCAGUGAUCACAGAGCUCCAGACAUGCCACACAUACUGUAGCAAGACCUUGAACACUUAGACAUCUCAGCGUUAAUUUGGAUCCGUUAGGUGGGCUGUUCCCAUCCAAAGUGUGACUAUAUAAAUUCACUAAUCUGAAGAGUUCUUGCUGGAUAUGUGUGUGCCAUCUACCUUGAUAUGUGCCCUGGUACAGUUCUCAGGUCUUGCACCCACUUAUUAUCCAAUGAUCCUGCCAUAUGGAGUGACACUCGGAGUGUGAUCAAUCUAGUCUUGACAAUAGGCUGCAUGGUGGUGCGGCGAGGGGUCCGCACUGCUGCUACUGUUUCUUCAAGGCUCCAAACACCAUUCCUUUGACGAGUAUCCCAGUUUGCCAACGUCUUCCAAGGUAUUCUGUUUUUUUUGGUGCACACCUCAGACACAGGCACGUUAGGUUGAUUUCUAUCUAUAAAAGUUUGCUUGCUGUGCCCCGUGGCCAACUAACAUUCAGGGCGGAGUGGUGGCUCUGAGGCUAAGGAUCUGUGCUGGUAUCCAGAAGGUUGCCGGUUCAAAUCCCUGUCACUGC